Messenger RNA from Cricetulus griseus (Chinese hamster), 1802 nucleotides. Lineage: Eukaryota; Metazoa; Chordata; Mammalia; Rodentia; Cricetidae. The record is from RefSeq and is a predicted model, not a curated record.
UUGCUUUCUCCUCCAAGCCACAAGCCCUAGCCACGCCAAGCAAAGAAAAGAAUGGGAAAAAAAAGAAGAAAGGCAAGGGAUUGGGAAAGAAGAGAGACCCAUGUCUUAGGAAAUAUAAAGACUUCUGCAUCCAUGGGGAGUGUAAAUACCUGAAGGAUCUCCGGGCUCCAUCAUGCAACUGCCACCCAGGUUACCAUGGAGAGAGGUGUCAUGGGCUGACCCUACCGGUGGAGAAUCGCUUAUAUACAUAUGACCACACUACCAUCUUGGCUGUGGUGGCUGUGGUGUUGUCAUCUGUCUGUCUGCUUGUCAUAGUGGGGCUUCUCAUGUUUAGGUACCAUAGGCGAGGAGGUUAUGAUGUGGAAAAUGAAGAGAAAGUAAAGUUGGGCAUGACUAACUCCCACUGAGAAGGACCUGUGCUCAAGGAACCUUCAGAGGAUGGUUCCCUCUGAGACACUGGUUCAUACAAGUUCUACAGAGGGGAAAGACUUCAGAAGCAGCCAUGAAGACUUCUUCAUUCCCAGUUGCUACCCUGACUGGGCCUCCCAUAAUUACUCUGCAAAAGUAUCAGAGCCUCUAAGUGCCAAACAGACUGUGCCCACUGGGAUCCAGAUCAGAACACAGUGGAAGCAGGAGAGCCCUCCAGGCCUUUCUGAUUCACCUCCACCAGAUCCACGGGUUUGUUUAAACACCUUCUGGAUUAAAGUGUCAGCUAGAUUCCGAAUGCCCCAGGAUUGACUGAAAAAAAAAAAAAGAAGAGGAAGGAGGAAUGACUUAUGGACUGGAAGACCGAGUUGAGAAACCAUGUGUUCAAGUACAAGGGAUCUGCUGUUUGGACCCUCCAGCACGCUGGAUUUGAUGAGCUAACUGUGAAAUACCACAAGCCCAAGAACUCUAAAUUUUGGGACUUCUACCCAGAUGGGAAAAAUAACAACUAUUUUUUUUUUGUUAUUUGUUUGUAAAAUGCCUCUUAAAUUAUGUAUUUAUUUUAUUCUAUGUAUGUUAAUUUAUUUAGUUUUUAACAAUCUAACAAUAAUAUUUCAAGUGCCUAGACUGUUACUUUGGCAAUGUCCUGGCCCACCCCUUUGCAGCUCUACCAUCCAGCUCGGUGACACACUCCCAUGUGCUCUGUAACCCAUCUGUAGUAAUUUAUUGUCUGUCUACAUUUCAGAAGAUAUCCCAGGAGCAGAGUAUCCAGGGGGGAGUUGUGUAUGGUCAGAGUGCAGGGAAUGAUUUGGGCAGAGCCACUCUGUGAGUUGGACUGCAAUCUUGCCUAGGUGAUUUUUGUCUACUGUUUGUGUUUUGAAAGCCCAAGGUGCUGAUGUCAAUGUGUAAUAGAUUUUGGUGUUUACCUGUGUCCUCUCCCUGCCAAAUCUCAGAAGACAUUGGGCAUCCAUGCCUGCAGUUUCCUGGCCCCUUUUCCUCUAUCACCCUUUCCCACUCUCCCUGUGUCAAGACAUUUCCCUUACUCCUGCCAUUCUCCUGGUGCUACUCCAUACAGACAGAGUUUGUAGAGAGAGGACAGUUUGGGGAAGUGAUUAGUAAGGAAAAGGCUGAGGAGGAGCAGGGAACGUUGGAGUUGACUACUCCUGGUAAUUGAUUACCUAUCAAUUGCUACAGGGAAGGUUGGUGUUAGGGAAGGUUUUGGGUAAGAACUAUACAGUCUCACCAAAACUGUAAUGUUGUUAUGGUUCCCAUGAAAGUUUCUGGUGCCACUUAUGAACUGUUACAACCUAUAUUUCCAAAACCUGGUUCAUAUUUAUACUUUGUGAUCCAAAUAAAUAUAACCCUUACUCCAUGGU